This is a messenger RNA of Argiope bruennichi, 2241 nucleotides long. It is a transcript of the gene PIG-S, whose product is annotated as GPI transamidase component PIG-S-like. The record is from RefSeq and is a predicted model, not a curated record. Lineage: Eukaryota; Metazoa; Arthropoda; Arachnida; Araneae; Araneidae. Gene Ontology annotation, biological process: attachment of GPI anchor to protein. Gene Ontology annotation, cellular component: GPI-anchor transamidase complex. The transcript has 15 exons. The coding region runs from base 411 to 2066 and encodes 551 amino acids.
CUGUCUAUAACAUAAUUCUGUUUAUUUUGGUUUCAAUAUCGCAGUCGGCACUUUUCUCAAUAACACACAUCUGACAGCACAAACUUGAAUUAAAAAAAUUAUUGCUUGGAUAUGAAAUUGUACUUUAUGAUUUCGAAUUAGAGAUUGUAAACGAAUAACUUGGUUUUAUAUUUAAUAUUUUAUAUGGAUUUAAUUUUGACUAUUUAAUUUAUUAAAUCAUUGGAAAAUCCAUCCAAAGCAUGCAUUCAAUUUUUUUACUGUGUAACGGAGUAUGUAGCAUACAAAAGAAUCCUUGACUAAAAUAACUGCUCAUAAUAUUGAACAGCAGUUUGAAUUUUAUUUCAAAAGGAAGUAAUCAAGCUAAAGUUUUCAAAAGAAGUUUAGUUACAAGCCUUUGAAAAAAUUGAAAGAUGAAGAAGGAUAAAAACAUAAUAAGUUUUAAUUCUGCUGUCACUACUAGUAUCUUUGCUCUAUCCUUUCUCGUAAUUGGAAUUCCUUUAUGGUGGAAAACAACUGAGGUUUAUAGAUAUCCUAUACCAUAUCAGGAAUGUCAAGGUUUGCUAUCAGAAAAAAUUAGACAUACUAUUCCAAUAAAACUUCUGAUAGAAGAUCGAACUGUAAAACAGGGAUUACUGUGGGAAGAAUUAUUAAACUACUCUGGUGACAAAACGAAAGAAUCAUCUCAACUAGUGAUUACUUUUGACUGGUCAAUGAGUUCUACAUCAGAAGAAGAGCAAGAAUUAAUUCAAAGUUUUCAAAGCAUUACAGAUCUGGAUUCUGCUCUCUAUUUAAAUCCUGGAAGUUCACCUCUUCAAUUGAAGGAAUAUGGAAAACCAGAAAUUAUAAUUUUGAACCAAAAUUAUUCCAAAGAGCCCAAAUUCACAAUUGGUAGAGGCCGUCAUGGAUAUAUUAUCAAUAAUGAGGGUAUUAAAGGAUUGGUUCAAAGUAUUGAUGCUUUGGCAAGACAAAUAACACAAGUUAAUAGAUUACAAAAGCUUUAUACACCAGCAUCAUCUUAUGGAGGUGAUAAAAAGCCUGAUAAAGAUAGGAUGCGGUACUUAAGAUCAUCAAAGAAAUUUGAUAUGACAUUCAGUUUAAUAGUUCCUGAACCUCAAGUUCUAGAAGCUCAUUGGAACAUUGAAAAAGCAAUAAAUUCAUAUUUAACAGAUGUUUUGAAGGAAUUAGAAUUGAUAUCAACAGUUAAUGUCAAAAGUCAGGUUUUAUAUAUGACAUCAUUACCAAUAUCUACUCGCAGUACCAUGGGUGAUAAAGGUGAAGAGUUUAUUUUGCAUUCAGAUCACUUGCCCUCAUUGAUUAACCCAAUUGAAGCGAAACUAGGUUCUGAUACAUCAGUUCAUCCUAAUUUGAAUUUUGUGUUAUAUAUACCUACUAGAGAACAAACACCUCUCCAAAUUUAUGAUAAUAAAGACAAACCUCUCCCUUCAAAUGCUUUUCUCUUGCCUCAGUGGGGAGGAUUUAUGAUCUAUAAUUGUCAUCUUCCAAAAAAUGCAUCCUUGCCACACCCUAUCCUUUUGGAUUCCCAUGCUUUCAUGGAAGUAUUUCUCAGCCAAUUUCGCCUUCUGUUAGGCUUAGCUGAAGCAGAUUCUCUUUCGAGUGAUACAUUGCAAGUGUUGUCUGGCCCAGUGAUUCGCAAAUGGGAAGUGGAUUUUCUUUUACGAAAAAAUGCUCAAGAACAAUUGUCAGUUUCUAUAUCAUCCUUGUCUUCUUUGAGCCAGUUAUUGCAAACAAUUGGAAACAUUGUCAUCCGAGAUGAUGUGGGGAAAAAAAUACAUUCUGCUCUUUCAUCAACUAAAGAGAGUUUGGAGUUUCUUGCUAAGGGAGAUUUAUUGAAAGGAUUUCUUACAGCUCAGUCAGCUUUUGUAUUUUCAGAUGAGGCAUUUUUUGACCCAUCCUUGUUAGCUCUCCUGUAUUUCCCUGAAGAUCAAAAAUAUGCUAUCUACAUUCCAUUAUUUUUACCCAUUAGCCUUCCUGUUAUAACAUCUUUGAGUCAAUUAUGGAAAUAUUGGAGGCACACACGUACAAAAGAUAAAACUAAAUGUGAUUAAUGUUUUGCAAUGUACAAGACAUUUUUCAGAUUCAUUUUUUGAAGUGUGAAUAAUUUAUUGUUUUUUGUGAUUUUUCUUAGGUUUAAAUUUUAUGAAUAUUGUUUUUGAUGCAUACAUUAUUAUUUAUUAUGAGUUUUUAUCUUUAUAUUUGGAAUUAAAAAUAGCAAGCUCUUUA